Chironomus riparius is the source of this 999-nucleotide messenger RNA. The record is from the annotation of a GenBank genome assembly. NCBI's taxonomy places the organism in Eukaryota, Metazoa, Arthropoda, Insecta, Diptera, Chironomidae.
AUGUCAGAUGAUGAUGCUAUAAUCCGAAAGUUUCAAAUGCGAGCAUCGACAGCCCCAAGUCCAGUGUAUUAUGUUCGACAAUCUGAAGAAGAAAUCAAAAAUCUCCAAAAAGAAAAUUUCAAUUUAAAAUUAAAACUGUAUUUAAUGGAAAAUAAGCGUGACGGAAGCACUAAUAUGCCAGAAAUGACAAGUUUUGAUGAGAAGGAGUACUUUGAUUUGGUCAUUGAAAAUGAGGCAUUAAAGGCUGAAUUGAAUGAAAAGAAGGACAUUAUGUCAAACGCAUUGGAUGUAAUUGACAUGCUUGAGAAGCAAAAAGAUGAAGAGAGGAGAAAAUCAGGAGAAUUGAUCGAUGAUUAUACAAAGAGAAUUGAGGAACUUAAGAUACGUUCAAAACUGUGCAAACGUAAAAUGCAGAAAAUUAAGAAGUCAUCCAUUGAAAAUCCAAACAACUUGAAGCUUCUACAAGAAGAAUUAAGUGCCUUUAAGACUCAAAAUGCUAAAUUAUUGGAUAAGAUUAAUGAUGUCAAAAAAGAAAAUAUUAGCAAAAAUUUGAUCAUUGAAAAGCUAUCAAUAGAAAAGUCGGAUUUACAUAAACAGUGUAACGAGAUGGAGAAUACAUUUAAGGAGAACUAUCGACUCAUAAGCUCCCUCAAAAAGGAACUAUCUCAAAGUCCAAGCGAAUGUGACAUGUCAGAUCUUCUGCAACUGAAUAAAGUCCUGGAAACAAAAAUCGACGAAUUAUCCCAAAAAUACUCAAAAUUAGAUCAAAAAUGUCGAGAUUACGAAAGGAUAGUCAAUGAGCAGUCAGAGAUCAUGAAAGCACUCAAUCGAACGAUUGAGGCUAAAAAUGACGAAAUAGAUGACUAUAAAGCAAAAAUAGAGUUUAAUAAUAACACAAACUUUAUUCAAGACAAUGAAAUUAAUCUCAGUGGAACUAAAGUUCGGAAAUUUCCGUUCCAUAAUCCUCUUUUCGGAAGCUUUCAUAGUCUUAAUCGAUAA